AUGCCUCGCAACAGCUACGGUGACUCUCUGGUCAACGAGUUGCGUACAGAAACGCUGACGGGCCGAGCUUUCGCCUGGAUGAUCCGCGCGUCUCUGCUGCGCCGGAGGGGGUUUGAUGACCUACAUGCUUGUGCUGAUCCUGGAGCACCUGAACACGGAUACAAGACACCCAGUGCAGGUGUUUUCUUUGAAAGUGUGGUAGUCCGGUUUCAUUGCCAAGAAGGAUACAGGCUUAAUGGUACUUCAAAAAAACUUUGUGUGAGACACUUUAAUGGCUCCCUGAGCUGGAAACCAAGUGAUAAACCUGUGUGCCUACAAGAAGUCACAGAUUGCCUCGUUCCACGCGUUGAAGGUGCAGAGAUUCACGACAAGAUGUACAGGGCUGGCGAUAAGCUAAUAACCAGCUAUCACGAAGGCUUCCAGAUCCGUUACCCUGACUUAGACAACCUGGGUUCAGUAUGUCGAGAUGAUGGGACGUGGGAUGAUCUGCCCAUCUGCCAAGUGUGCCCCCGGCCACCGGCGGUGAGUCACGGAGACUACGUCUGCCACCCGCGGCCCUGCGAGCGCUACAACCACGGCACCGUGGUGGAGUUUUACUGCGACCCCGGCUACACCCUCACCAACGACUACAAAUACAUCACCUGCCAGUACGGAGAGUGGUUCCCCUCCUACCGAGUGUACUGUGUCAAAACAGAGCAAACCUGGCCCAACACGCAGGAGACCCUCCUGACCACGUGGAAAAUAGUGGCAUUUACUGCUACCAGCGUUUUAUUAGUACUUCUACUGGUUAUUUUAGCCAGGAUGUUCCAGACCAAAUUUAAGACUCAUUUCCUCCCAAGAGGCCACCAGGAGGGCUCCACGAGCGACCCUAACUUUGUGGUGGUGGAUGGCAUUCCUGUCAUGCUGCCUUCCUACGACGAAGCCGUGAGCAGUGGCUUGAACGCUCUGGCUCCUGGAUACUCUGCUGCAACAACAGACCAGGGGCACCUUUCACGGGCAGAAGAUCAGAAUCCGCCAGCUUAUCCCGGCCCCAGGGACGCAGACCCGCUGCCCAGUGAAUUGGAGACCUGUGAGAGUAUAUCGGGCUCCUCUGAACUCCUCCAAAGUUUAUACUCGCCCCCAGCAUGCCAGGCGGGCGUGCUUCCGGCUGCGGACAGGACGGACGAGUCCCGCAGCGCCGCCGGGGAGGCUGCGUCCACGAGUCCGCGGGUCGAUAUCGCCGAUGAAAUUCCACUGAUGGAAGAAGAGCCUUAGCCUGCACAGAGAGGUGACACCAUCACUUUGCCCCCUUGGGUGAAACGAAUCAGG
Rhea pennata is the source of this 1308-nucleotide messenger RNA. It is a transcript of the gene SUSD4, whose product is annotated as sushi domain containing 4. Lineage: Eukaryota; Metazoa; Chordata; Aves; Rheiformes; Rheidae. Gene Ontology annotation, biological process: negative regulation of complement activation, classical pathway; negative regulation of complement activation, alternative pathway. The coding region runs from base 1 to 1254 and encodes 417 amino acids. The transcript has 8 exons. The record is from RefSeq and is a predicted model, not a curated record.